Molecule: messenger RNA, 368 nt
Organism: Humulus lupulus (European hop)
Lineage: Eukaryota; Viridiplantae; Streptophyta; Magnoliopsida; Rosales; Cannabaceae
Product: 7-dehydrocholesterol reductase-like
Exons: 3
Coding region: 24-368 (114 amino acids)
Biological process (GO): sterol biosynthetic process; brassinosteroid biosynthetic process
Cellular component (GO): endoplasmic reticulum membrane
Molecular function (GO): oxidoreductase activity, acting on the CH-CH group of donors, NAD or NADP as acceptor
Source: RefSeq, a predicted model, not a curated record
UCAGUUUGGGAUUGAUAUAAGCAAUGUGCUAUAUUAUAUCUUGGUACUUUUUUUUGGCUGUCUUCAGGUUUGGCAUAUUCAAUCCUUCAACUGUUUAUGAUCAUUUGGGAGAAAUAUAUUCUGCCCUUAUUUUCGGAAGCUUGGUUUUUUGCAUUUUAUUAUACAUAAAAGGCCAUGUGGCACCGUCUUCCACUGAUUCUGGCUCGUCUGGGAACAUCAUAAUUGAUUUCUAUUGGGGUAUGGAACUCUAUCCUCGCAUUGGUAAAAACUUCGACAUUAAAGUUUUUACAAAUUGCAGAUUUGGAAUGAUGUCUUGGGCAGUUCUAGCUGUAACCUAUUGCAUAAAGCAGGUAGCGUCUAUGGGAUAG